CGUAAAAUAAAACAGAUGCCACCGCAGCGCCUCGGAGCAGGUAGCCGACCCGGAGGACGCUGACAAAAGAAGGUUAAAUAAAAAUUAAUAAAUCAGCCAAAGCUGAGCGAAGUUCGGCGCAGUCGAAGACGAACAAGACGGGACCAUAAACGGAUAAACUAGGCGACCCUAGUUAGGCUYUUAAGCUAGUUAGCUCCAGUUUUAGUUAGCCCAGCGCUCGGAGAACUUGCCAGGGCAGCGUUUCUCAGACACAAAGGGUGGCAGACAUUGCUAUGGCCCAGGAGACCAAUCAGAGCCCGGCUCCUAUGCUCUGUGCCAACGGCUGCGGUUUCUAUGGCAACCCCAGGACUAACGGCAUGUGCUCGGUGUGCCACAAGGAGCACCUGUCGAGACAGAACAACGGCGUGGCUUCUUUAAGCGCCAUGGCCUCCGGCGGCUCRGCAGCCGAGGACUCGGCCAUCCAGAGGCUGGAAGCCACCCUGAACAACGCCGCGGCCGCCGCCGUGGCAGCCGCGGAGGAGGCGGCUGACGCCGACGCCGUCACAGAAGCCCUCAGUGGGAUCUCAGCUGCCUCCUCAGUAACAAAACAGAUGACAGAAAUGAGUCUGUCUGAGGGGAAAUUAGCAUCAGAGAGCAAAGCAGAAGUCACAGAUCCAGUGGUGAGUCAGCCCAUCGUCUCUGUUUCCCAACCCUCCACUGCUGGCAGUGAAGACGUCAAACCCCCAGAGCCCCCCAAACCCAAGAAGAACCGCUGCUUCAUGUGCCGUAAAAAGAUCGGCCUCACAGGCUUUGAUUGUCGCUGUGGGAACCUGUUCUGCGGGAUCCACCGGUACUCAGACAAGCACAACUGUCCGUACGACUACAGGGCCGACGCCGCCGCCAAGAUCCGCAAAGAGAACCCUAUGGUGGUGGCRGAGAAGAUCCAGAGAAUAUGAAAAGAACUCUGCCUGACUUUCACAUCAGGAGCAAUGAGGUGGAGCUGAGCCCAGCCUUCAGCCUGAAGGUUUCUUUUAGUUUUCUUCCGUUACCGCAUUCAGGUGGAUCCUCCCGGUGAGACUUUGGGUUGUUUUGAACAGAGAAGUUGUCGGUGUGCUGAUGUUUGGGUGUGYCGCUGCACGCUCUGCUUCUGUGAUUUCUCUGAACUCUGCUCGGAUGUUUGGACUCGACUGUUUGUGCUUGCUCUCUGCUGGCUUGAGUAGCAAAAUGGAAUUUUUUUUUUUUUGCCAGUUUCUGGCCUCCGGACGUCGGCGUUGAACCCUCCUGCUUUGUUAGGAUUUUAGAGGUUUUGUUUUUGUUUGAUCCUGUGUUAUAAUUUUUUUUUGCUGUGUCCUGAUCUGAACGGCAUCUGUGUGGAUUUUUGUUUUUUCUUUAACUCCCUGCCGUCCACUGAAGUCACAUGAAGAUUCYGGCUCCUGACUUUUUAUUUUCCGAAGCGUAAUCAGCUCCAGAACACUAGUGCCGUUUGGACUCGUAGCUUCUCGAAGGGUUAAACUUUCUUUUCUUCUCACUCUGCUGUUAAAUGUUUUCCUUUAGAUUUCUUUUAUCUGAUGCCAGUUGAAGUUGGGAAUGACUGAAAACAGAAAAAGCUGAAGUGAUUGUGUUUGUUGUAGGUUUUUAAAUUCUGGGUUUUGCUGCCUUUUUUUAACCCCUUCAGUUAAACAAGUUUGUAAAAUUCUUUGUAUUUAAAUUCUGCAGUGUGUGUAAUCUUCUGACAUUAAAUUGUAUGAUGUAAAUAAAUUAUGUUCACAAAUAUA
Austrofundulus limnaeus is the source of this 1754-nucleotide messenger RNA. RefSeq names its product AN1-type zinc finger protein 5. Gene Ontology annotation, molecular function: zinc ion binding; DNA binding. Lineage: Eukaryota; Metazoa; Chordata; Actinopteri; Cyprinodontiformes; Rivulidae. The transcript is spliced from 6 exons. The record is from RefSeq and is a predicted model, not a curated record. Bases 273 to 935 code for a protein of 220 amino acids.